AUGCCACUCAGAAUGCGCUUGUUCAAUGAUGUCAUUUGCAGAUUCGGUGACAACUUCGAUGGUUCACCUGUUAAACUCGACGCUGUUUUGAAGCCUAAAGGAGAAGGGAACCAGUUUUGCAGAGAAGACGGCCAUGGACAAGACUCGCCAUUUACGAUUGAAAUUCCUGCAAAACCGAUGAUGCGACAUCGUACUGCGUUUGACGUCAGACGCGGUCUCUUCUUCGGAAAGCGCCCUGCUGAUGUAGAUCUUACAGUAUCACCAAUACAAGCAGUCAAAAAGGCCAAAGACGUUUCGUCCAUAACUUCAAAAUCCAUCGAACGUUUAACAAACGGGAUCAUCAGCGCGGUCGAAACGCUUGAAACCGGAAAUGACAUGAUCGCUGACGGAUCAAGUAAAUACUCUCUUCCGACCAUUCCCGGAAAGCACCACGACCUGACGGCCAUCUCCCCGGAAGUGAUGGCUGACGUCAUUCGUGGAUGCUUCAAUGACAUUAUAGGUGACGUCACCAUUGUCGAUUGCCGGUAUCCGUACGAGUUCGAGGGUGGGCACAUCAGAGGGGCUGUAAACUUGUACACGAAAGAUGAGGUCAACAGCUUGCUUCAGACACCGCUAUCUAACGACAAGCGUCACGUGCUGAUAUUCCACUGUGAAUUCUCAUCAGAAAGAGGGCCUAAAAUGUACCGGUUCCUGCGCGCGCAAGACCGAAUGUUGAACAGUGAGAGGUACCCGCGCCUGAACUUUCCGGAAGUGUACCUACUCCAUGGCGGAUACAAAGCAUUCUUCAACAAGUAUCAAGACUUGUGUGAUCCAAUCAGCUACAAACCCAUGUUGCAUAAGAACCACUCGGCCGACCUACGUCACUUCCGGGUGAAGUCUAAAUCCUGGACGGGGGAGGACGGCAAUCAGACGACAAGCAGACGACACCGCAGUCGUCAAGGUCGCCAUCUUAGUUUCUGA
Mya arenaria is the source of this 960-nucleotide messenger RNA. RefSeq names its product M-phase inducer phosphatase-like. Gene Ontology annotation, molecular function: protein tyrosine phosphatase activity. Gene Ontology annotation, biological process: positive regulation of G2/MI transition of meiotic cell cycle; G2/M transition of mitotic cell cycle; positive regulation of G2/M transition of mitotic cell cycle. The transcript has 5 exons. Gene Ontology annotation, cellular component: cytoplasm; nucleus. Lineage: Eukaryota; Metazoa; Mollusca; Bivalvia; Myida; Myidae. Bases 1 to 960 code for a protein of 319 amino acids. The record is from RefSeq and is a predicted model, not a curated record.